GAGGUUGCUGAUUGGACAAAAUCGCUCAUUCCCACGUGAAGGGUUUUACUCACCGCCCGAAAAUUUCUCACAUUACACACGCCUUCACAGCGAUCGACACAACGCCCCCAGAAAUGUUCAGCAAUAUGCAACGAUCUCAGAGAAAGAGAUGUGCUCCUUCCUGGCUCAAACAGAAGCCUUAUCUUAAAAUAAGGUUUACGCAAGACGGUGUGACCACGAAAGUCACGGAGUCGUGGAGGAUCAAACUCAGACAAUAUAGUCAGGAGUUAAGUGGUUCUCUGGCAAAUUACUCGUUUCGUGUUGGCCAAGUUGUCUGGUGCUACUGGAAAACCGCGAAUGAAAAGGAAAAGGCUUAUUUUGAAGCCCACAUUAUUGAGGUGUGGGACAACACUGCAGAAGUGUCAGAGAUAUCAUCGACCGAGGUGGACGAAAUAAGUUCAGACGAAUUCGUCGAGAAUAACGACAUUGAAGAUGUUGCUGAGGAAGCUUCUCCUAGAAAAAAGAAACGAAAGAACGCAAAAGAAACCAACAAGGUCGCCAAACAACGUGCUGAAAAAUCGACCACGAGUAUCGACGAAGAGGCAAGAGCUGCUAAACGACAAGCUAAUAAGGAAAAGGCAGCAGAAGAAAAAGCCAGAAAGGAAGAUAAUGAGCAACAGACCAAAGAGUUGCUGGAAAUCUCAGAUGAAAACAUGGAUAUGGUCUUUGACUUUAUGCAGCAAAUCAUGUCUCGCUUGGACUGCCUUGAAAGGAAGAUUGAUAGAAAUCAAGAAUAUUUUGAAAAACUUUUGAAAAAGAUUGAAAAGAGAAAGAAGGAUCAUUCACUUCCUGUACAAGUUUUUGUCAGUAAAUCUGGUGAUGGCACUGAAAGACCUUCCUCACCGAGUCUAUCUCAGACAAGCCUUGAGAGUUGUAGCCCUCUGUUUUGCUCAACUCCAAGGGCUGGUCUGCCUGCAGGAACCAGCAACUCGAGCUCAACAAAGGUUACAGAAAGGGAAAGCAUCAGUGAAGUUGAGGCUCCCAAAGAUAACGAAACAUGUGAUGAUGUUAUUGAUGACUCCACUGGAAUGGAAUCUUCACGUUUGGGGGAUGAGUUUGCAAUAAUUGGAGAUCCCAAGUUUGGUGUGAAAACAAGCAAAGAGUGCUUUGACAACAUUGUCAAUCACUCCCACUCGCCUGCAGCUCUUGCGCUGAACCUCUUGGACAAUCUAAUUCCAAAAGAUGUGCAGCGCAUCUCCAAUGUAAAGGGAACAAAUGGAAAGUCUCCUUUGGACCCAAUGAUUCUAGCAGCUAUAAAAGGUCAACUCAAAAGACAAUUCAAGUGGACUGAGGAGGAAGUUGAAAAAAACUGGGGAGGAAAAACAGGAAUCCAGCAAAAGAUUGCCGAUAAGUGCAGGAAUUUAAAUAAGUCCAACAACAAGUCCAAAUAGACAGUCUCAUAAUAAGAAAUCAGAAUUUUAAUCACUAGCUUCUUCGUCUAAUUUUUUAUAACAUGAAUUAAGGUUUUGUUUUUCUUGUAUUCUUUCAUAUACAGCCAAUUUUUAAAAUUUUGAGCUUUAACACUGUUAAUGGACUGUAUAAAUCAUCUAGAAAAAGUAAUAUGUUAAGUUUUGUUUUGUUAUUCUUUAUAAAAUGUUCAGUUGCUUAUUUUUUUAAAUGAAACAACAUUAAACACAUGCUUGUUAAAUGUGAAACUGCAAAUAAAUUGUGAGAUCUUUAUCACAUUUA
Pocillopora damicornis (cauliflower coral) is the source of this 1728-nucleotide messenger RNA. RefSeq lists its product as uncharacterized. The record is from RefSeq and is a predicted model, not a curated record. Lineage: Eukaryota; Metazoa; Cnidaria; Anthozoa; Scleractinia; Pocilloporidae. Gene Ontology annotation, molecular function: DNA binding.